Molecule: messenger RNA, 2429 nt
Organism: Jaculus jaculus (lesser Egyptian jerboa)
Lineage: Eukaryota; Metazoa; Chordata; Mammalia; Rodentia; Dipodidae
Gene: Araf
Product: A-Raf proto-oncogene, serine/threonine kinase
Exons: 16
Coding region: 173-1999 (608 amino acids)
Biological process (GO): signal transduction; protein phosphorylation
Cellular component (GO): mitochondrion; cytosol
Molecular function (GO): protein kinase activity; ATP binding
Source: RefSeq, a predicted model, not a curated record
UAUGUAUGACGCCUCCAGUCACCAGUAUAGUGCAUGCUGACUUCUCCAUUAGUUUCCAGAAGAGUCUGUGCACUGAACAUUCCAGGACAAUGUGCUGCUCCACCACUGUGGAUGAGCCCCAUGGCACCUGCCCAGCCCCACCUCAGCCCAUCUUGACAAAGUCUUAGGCUCCAUGGAGCCACCACGAGGCCCCCCUGCCAACGGGGCUGAGCCAUCCCGGGCAGUGGGCACUGUCAAAGUGUACCUGCCCAACAAGCAACGUACAGUGGUGACUGUCCGGGAUGGCAUGAGUGUCUACGAUUCUUUAGACAAGGCCCUCAAGGUGCGAGGCCUCAAUCAGGACUGCUGUGUGGUCUACAGACUCAUCAAAGGGCGAAAGACAGUCACUUCCUGGGACACAGCUAUUGCACCCCUGGAUGGUGAGGAACUCAUUGUGGAGGUCCUGGAAGAUGUACCGCUGACCAUGCACAACUUUCAGGUACGGAAGACAUUCUUCAGCUUGGCCUUCUGUGACUUCUGCCUUAAGUUUCUGUUCCACGGCUUCCGCUGCCAAACCUGUGGCUACAAGUUCCACCAGCAUUGUUCCUCCAAAGUCCCCACAGUCUGCGUUGACAUGAGUACCAACCGACGACAGUACUAUCACAGCAUCCAGGAUUUGUCUGGCGGCUCCAGACAGCAGGAGGCUCCCUCAAACCGCUCCCUGAAUGAACUGCUUACCCCCCAGGAACCCAGCCCUUGCACCCAGCACUGCAGCCGUGACCCAGAGCACUUCCCCUUCCCUGUCCCAGCCAAUGCCCCCCUGCAGCGCAUCCGAUCCACAUCUACUCCCAAUGUCCACAUGGUCAGCACCACAGCCCCCAUGGACUCCAGCCUCUUUCAGCUCACGGCCCAGAGCUUCGGCACUGAUGUUGUUAGUAGAAGUGGUGGUGAUGGAGCCCUCCGGGGGAGCCCCAGCCCAGCCAGUGUGUCCUCGGGGAGAAAGUCCCCACAUUCCAAGUCACCUUCAGAGCAGAGGGAACGAAAGUCUUUGGUGGAUGAAAAGAAGAAAGUGAAGAACCUGGGAUAUCGAGACUCAGGCUAUUACUGGGAGGUGCCACCCAGUGAGGUACAGCUGCUGAAGAGGAUUGGGACAGGCUCAUUUGGCACUGUGUUUCGGGGGCGGUGGCAUGGCGAUGUGGCUGUGAAGGUGCUCAAGGUGGCCCAACCCACUGCCGAGCAGGCCCAGGCCUUCAAAAACGAGAUGCAGGUGCUCAGGAAGACACGACAUGUCAACAUCUUGCUGUUCAUGGGUUUCAUGACGCGGCCAGGGUUUGCCAUCAUCACCCAGUGGUGUGAGGGCUCCAGCCUCUACCACCACUUGCAUGUGGCUGACACACGCUUUGAUAUGGUGCAGCUCAUCGACGUGGCCCGCCAGACUGCCCAGGGCAUGGACUACCUCCAUGCCAAGAAUAUUAUCCACCGAGAUCUCAAGUCCAACAACAUCUUCCUACAUGAGGGACUCACAGUGAAGAUUGGUGACUUCGGCCUAGCCACAGUGAAGACACGGUGGAGUGGGGCCCAGCCCUUGGAGCAGCCCUCAGGUUCCGUGCUAUGGAUGGCAGCUGAGGUGAUCCGUAUGCAGGACCCGAACCCUUACAGCUUCCAGUCAGACGUCUAUGCCUAUGGGGUCGUCCUUUAUGAGCUCAUGACCGGCUCACUGCCUUAUAGCCACAUUGGCAGCCGUGACCAGAUCAUCUUUAUGGUGGGCCGUGGCUAUCUGUCUCCAGACCUCAGCAAAAUCUCCAGUAACUGUCCCAAGGCCAUGCGGCGCCUGCUAUCUGACUGCCUCAAGUUCCAGCGGGAGGAGCGGCCUCUCUUUCCCCAGAUCCUGGCCACAAUUGAGCUGCUGCAACGGUCACUCCCCAAGAUUGAGCGGAGUGCGUCUGAACCCUCCUUGCACCGCACCCAGGCUGAUGAGCUGCCUGCCUGCCUUCUCAGUGCAGCCCGCCUUGUGCCUUAGGCCCGAUCCCCAACUACCAGGGAGCCAAUCUCAGUUUGCCAUGCCAAGGAGCUCUUGCCCACCAGCCAAUCAAUGUUCCAUAUCUGCCUUGAUACUGCCUCAGGAUCCCUCCUCUUCCACUCUGGGAGAUGUGUUCUUCCAAUUUCCCUGGAAUUGGGGGGACCCUCCAAAGACUGAGAUUCCCUGAUUCCUCCAUAACUUUGUUUCCUCUUGGCAUUGGGGAUACUUCUAAUUUGGGAAGCUCUUCCAUCUCCAGUGGCUGGGAUUUGUGGCAAAAACCUCUCUGGGAUUUGUACCUGAUGUGCCUUCACUGGAUUUUGGGGUCCCCAGCACCCCAUAUGGAUUUGGGGAGUCCCCUAUGUCUCCCCCACCAUCCAUGGACUUUCUUCUUUAUCAAGAAGCACAGAAUUCUGCUGGGCCUUUGCUUGUU